AUGUUUUUGAAUCUCAUCGUCUCAUCCUUCAUCGCCAGUCGUCUGGCCUUGGCCAUCCCUCCACCAGACUUCGGCUUCCCAGAGGCCCCAAACCAUACCGAGCUCUCUGUAACUUACCAGGACAAUGGCAAUCCCUUGAUCGUCACCGAGGCCGAGCUGUUUGGUGUAGGCAUUCCUGCCCAAGAACCCGCCGUCGCCGUCGAGACUGCCAACUACGACUCCAUCGCAGCCUACAAUGGAUCCUAUGUCCUCCUCAUGGUCGACCCUGACGCGAGAUAUCCUUCGAAUCCUAGCCUACGAUUCCUGCUACAUUGGCUUCAGACGGACAUGACAACCACGGCAGAAUCCCCGGAUGGCACCAGCCAGCUCGUAAAUUCCACCGCGCCACGGGUCCCCUACCUUCGACCAUCCCCUCCAACCGACUCCGCGGCGCAUCGCUACAUCAUCUAUGCCUUUUUCCAGCAUGAAAACUUCACGUUUCCUCAGGCCUUCGAGGGUUACGAUGCUACAAACCGCACAAACUUCAAUCUCACCGCCUUCCUAGACGAGUCCAAGCUUGGCCCAAGACCUGCCGCGGCCAUGUACUACUUUGCCAGCAAUCAAACCCAGGUACCACAGGAUUACACAGCCGCAGCAGGUGGGACAUACCCUGGCGGGAACGAUGGUAUCAUCACAGCUGGGCCGGGACCCAGUAUCACUCCGAGCACCACCUCUGCGACAGCCACUUCCUCCAGCACCGCUGCCUCCACUUCAACUGCAAGAUCCACCGCUUCGGCUUCGACUUCGGCUUCAACUUCGGGCGGCGCAUCACAAACCGCCUCAGGAACAGGAUCAGCUGCUUCAGCAUCGAGCACGAGUGGUGCCGUUAAGACAUUUGCCGGGUCCGGAUCCCUGCUCGCGUGCUUGAUAUCAUUGUUGAACUUUAUCUGA
Messenger RNA from Capronia epimyces CBS 606.96, 930 nucleotides. RefSeq lists its product as uncharacterized. The record is from RefSeq and is a predicted model, not a curated record. Bases 1 to 930 code for a protein of 309 amino acids. Lineage: Eukaryota; Fungi; Ascomycota; Eurotiomycetes; Chaetothyriales; Herpotrichiellaceae. The transcript has 2 exons.